This is a messenger RNA of Exophiala xenobiotica, 1111 nucleotides long. RefSeq lists its product as uncharacterized. The record is from RefSeq and is a predicted model, not a curated record. The transcript has 3 exons. Lineage: Eukaryota; Fungi; Ascomycota; Eurotiomycetes; Chaetothyriales; Herpotrichiellaceae. The coding region runs from base 419 to 811 and encodes 130 amino acids.
GUCCAUUUUGGUGUGUUUGGUCCAUGAUGGUGCCUUCAAUCUCAUCUGGUGCUGCUGGAGUCUUGAGGUCAACGAUCUGCAAGCAUGCCAGCCCCAGUCAGCCUACUGCAAGCCUACACCCAGCCUUUAUGCCCCCUUUUCUCGCUAAGUUGCUGGGCGCAUACCGGACCAUUACUCGUCCUUAUCCUGGCACUCGUAGCGCCUGCGCCUGGAGGUGAGAGGGCAACCCCAUGAUACAUACAUAGCACCUGCCUGUCAUCGUCGCAGUCUGCCUGAAUGCUUGGAAGUGAUUCACUUGACUCGGUGAUCAAGGUCAACUGACUCACAAGGCGUCUUCUGUCUGCAUGACUACACACGCAUCGCCCGUGCCAUCUUUAUCUUGCACUUUGACGUUGCUUCGUUGACCUACACCGCCAAAAUGGAUGCGACGAACGAAAGAAACCCUGACGCCGGCUUCAAGUCCAAGGGAAGACCUCAGUCAACACUUGCUCGCGAUUUCUCAGCCGCGUUGGACGAAAUGUUCAAGUUAAACGGCGUGGGUGCUCUCGAGGAGGCUGUUGUCCAGAAAAAGGAUACUGUCCAAUCUCAGCAAUAUCAGCUGGAAGACCUCGAGACAAAAUUACGUGAGGCAGACGAAAGAUUGAAGCAGCUUGAAGCCAAACACCAUCGGACCCAAAGCGAGAUGAAGUUUGUUGGCCGCCAGAGACAACCGGUGUCAUCCCUCUUCAAUGCAGACGACGAAGACAGCAGCGGCGACAGUGACGCUCAUGGAAGGUCGUCGCCUCAGGAUGAAAGAGCCAGACAACAUUGACGAUAAAUAUGGCAUCGAACAUUCAGAAUCAUGGGCAUGCGAUUGGUAUUGGAGCUUCUUUGGUUAUUCGUAUAUACCCUUUUGGCAUGAACAACAGGCGUUUGGUGACGGCACGAUGGUAGCCAGGAGCUUUUCGUUCGAGAUACACCGGGAGCUUUGGAUGAGGAACACAAAUUGAUCAACGCUUCCUAGAGCAUCCGUACACUCUUUCUCUCGACCUAAUGAUAAUUCCUCGCAAUCUUCUCGUCCUCUCGCAAACAUCUUUCAAGCAAGGACAGCUGGCAUGGAAGAUUCCUCUCA